AUGGACCCGAAACUGAUCGAUGCCCCGAGCCCCAUAACGUCGUCUGUAUUUCUCCCCCUUGGGCGACGUAGGUCGAGGGCGUCCAUGACUACCACUCAGACUGAAAGAGAAAACAUACACACAGCUCUCGACCAGAUUCACACUACGGCAUGUCAAUCCGACUCACUUACGCUUUUCAACGAAUUUACAGCCCCACCUGCACCAGCAUCGGCAGCAGAUGAAAAAGGACUAUCAGAAGAACUCCAUGGAGGCCUCAGUGGCUUAUAUACCCGGUUCAGGACGUCAGUUGGGGGGAUGAGGGAUAUUGUGGGCGGCGGAACACGAUCUACUGAUAAAACUUGGACGGAUAGCGCUUCAGUUAGAAGCCCAGCCUCGGAGCGUUCCAUGAAGAAGUCAGUCUCUGAUUUGCCGACUAGCUCGAUUGAUCAUCAACAGUCGCACCCCAACUCUUCUCAAGGUUCACGUCUUCAUUCCCCGGUGGCGACGAAUUUCCAGGUUAGCCAAGAAGCAGCAACGCAGCCAGGUACCACUAAAGGCUCCAAAAGAUCUUCCAAGAGCGCUAGCAUAUCUUCCAAGACCUCUAUAUCGGCAUCCCCGGCAGUCAAGCCGAACAUCGCACCACUGACCAAGUCCACCGGUAGCUCUAUGAUAGCUGCCGAUUCUGCCAAUGUCCAGUUACACGUGAACACCACUGGCCAAAAUCGACAGUCUAGAAGUAGUUCUGUUAAUGUUUCUCACCAAGGACCUAAGAAUGCAGAAUCCGCUAGUCUUGAUAGUAAAGACGGUCCCAUGGAGGUAUCCUUGAGCCAAAGCGCCUCUGUACUGAGCCAAAAUCGCUCCCAUUCUCCAGUGCUAUCCAUCAGGACACAUGAAAGCCUCCAUGAAGAACAUAAUCCUUUGGAGAGGGGUAGUUCUUUCACCUCGAUCAAUAAACCUUCAGAUGUUCAAGGUAGGAAGUCUGUGUCUGCAGCAGGUCAAUCAAGGCCCUCGGACGAUUCUUCCAUACCAAGUGCGCCACGAAAUUCAAAAGCCACAGACCCUAACCACGACCCUGAGACGCAAAGUCGAAACAGCAGGUCAAAUUCUCGCAUCUCUCUGGGACAAGACGACCCGAAAGCAUACCCAGCAUCAAAUUUUACCGCGAAACCCUUGCAGGAUAGUGGAUCGACGUCUGACAAAACUGCCUCCGUAUCCCACGGAGGAAAUGAACCGAAAGAGCCACCGAUUGCAUCUGUCGCCUCAAACACAGCUGAAACUUCAAAGCCAGCCCCGAUCAAAAAUCGAUUACCAGGGCAUGGGGUAUCUCGAGCAUCCACGGCUGAAACGACAACAACCGUGUCCUCCCUACCACCACUGAAUACAGCCCUUGACAAAAUCCCAAGUCAAGUUCCACGUGAACGUCGUGACGGGCCUUCUCGAGAUGGUAUGCUAUCACAGCUAGGAAGCAAGUUGCUAAGUAAAGACUUUUGGAUGCGCGAUGAAAAUGCCAAAGAUUGCUUUCAUUGCGGAGAGCCAUUUACGACAUUUCGCAGAAAACACCAUUGUCGUACCUGUGGCCAGAUAUUCGAUUCAAAAUGCACACUCCCCAUACCCGGAACUCGUUUCGGGCAGCCCGGCUCGAUUCGUGUUUGCAAGCCUUGCGAAGCGAUGAUUAACGCGCAUGAUGAUGACUCCUCGGAGUUCUCUGACAGCGAGCAAAGUCCUAUUGCUAUGAAUCCCCGCGUUUCCGAGUUGAGCUGGAGUAAUAGCGCUCGUCAGUCUGUGGAUGACGAUGACUCAUCCUCCGUGAUAUCUCAAUCGAUUGACCAUGUCCUCAAAACUCCAACAAUGGCCAUCCCGGCAACACGACGUGCAGGUGAGGGUCAGCGCUCGGCUGUGCUCGAAAUCAACCCAGACCGUCCUUUGGCUCGGCCGAAUUCCUCUCGAUCUUUGAGAUCUUCACUGGGAGGCAGGCCGCAUUCAAUGGGCCACAAGAGGCACCCCUCUCGGCAACAGUAUAUUCGAAGCUUCAAGCCAUACCAUGAUGAUCGAGCGCCGUUUCAACGCCGCCAUGCAGACGAGUUCACCCCAGAGUCUCGACUGCCCGCAUUCCACAAAGACAAUAUCAUUGACCCAGAUCUGGCUCAAUACCUUUCAGAUGAUGCUUCAAGUGGUGACGAGCAGCCAAGUCUCCUGGCGGCUGUUGCAGAAACCCACUUCUCUAAAAGUGGCGAAGAUCGAGAACGAGUCCCUUAUGGGGGUUUUCUAGCGGCCAUGAAGAAAGGAAGGUCUGCAUUCGGAGACCGAAGUGUCCAUAGUAUCAAUCAUACUGGUCGCGAUGCGGACGAAGUCAGUAUCAGCAGUUCGAGGGCAGUGAACCUUCCACGUCCCUCUCGUCACAGGAAUCUGAGUGUGGCAAGUAGCGCUCAUCGACAAUCACCUAGAGCAUCCAAGGACAUGUUUCACCUCCAUGAUCUCCCAAUUGGCAGUGUACCUUUCGCUGGUGCUACAAAUCAGGCUGUAAAUCAGUCCGGGUUUAAACAAAUCAGAAGUUCGUCGAUGAGAGGGGUUAGGGCGCCGCCGGUUGAGCUCAAUAAAGCUAGCCGGGGACAUGUGCGAAAGCUUCUACAACAACUUCUGACAAUGUCUGCCGUGUCAAAUGCCGAUAGCUGGGAGAAUGCACUCAUGCCAAUACUGUUAAAAGCAGCCGAUGAGGUGGACCCAGAUGUUCAACAAGGAGAUGACAUGGACAUUCGUCACUACGUCAAAUUGAAAAAGAUUCCAGGCGGCAGACCCGGCGAUACGUCCUAUGUCUCAGGGUUGGUGUUCACCAAAAACCUAGCUCUGAAGAGCAUGCCACGAAAUAUCUUACGCCCAAAUAUUUUGAUUAUCACAUUUCCCCUCGAAUAUGCCCGUCAGCAACAGCAUUUCAUGAGCUUGGAGCCUGUCAUCCGCCAGGAGCGUGAAUUUCUCGAGAAUCUCGUCAGCCGAAUUGCAGCUCUGCGCCCAAAUAUACUCCUCGUUGAAACCAAUGUGUCCGGCUUAGCCCUCGGCCUUCUUGAACAGGCGGGCAUUGCAACUGCAUAUAAUGUGAAGUCAUCUGUCCUCGAGGCGGUUUCACGAUGUACACAAACUCGGAUUGUCACAUCGAUGGAUAAGCUUCUAACAACGGCUUUACAUAGCGAUUGCCGUAGCUUUGACGUCAAAACCUAUGUUCAUCGUGGUCGGAAAAAGACAUAUAUGUACAUAUCUGGCUGCCCGAAGGAACUUGGAUGCACUAUCGUUUUACGCGGCGGGGAUGAAGAAACUCUCGGGAAGGUCAAAGAAAUUACAGAAUUUAUGAUCUAUGUCGUAUACAACCUGCGACUUGAGACCUGUCUCAUGAGAGAUGAGUUUGCAAAGCUUUCGUCCUCAUUCUCGGAUGACCCAAAGCUAAUAACGACUGACCAAGGGGAUCAAACAAUGAAUUGCAACGCUGGCACUAACGCGACUGCCUCGCAACCGUUAGCCAUGGUCGACAAAUCUUGUGUUCCAAUCCAGGAAAACAAGGCUCUUCCAGCCGCCGAUGCGACUGCCGAUGUUCCUGACGAUGUCCCAAUGCCGACAUACUUCGAUGACAUGGUACACGAUCACAAAACAAUAAUAUUGUCGGCUUCACCUUUCGUUAAGUUUGAACCUCCAUAUCUACUCAUGCGUACCAGAGAAAUGGAACGACGAUUGGCGUAUCUGAAGCGUCUGCGUGAUCAGGAUGGAUACUCCGAACAAAGUGCCGAGGAAAAAGCCAAGCCGCAAAAGUUCACACUUAUCACCCCUGAAAUGGUUCAUGAGUCCCCUCAUGAUGCUUCUCCACAGGUCAAAGAAGUACUACGCGCAGCCCAUGAUGCUGAGUAUGAUAGAGUUCUAUACCACUACCAAACUCAGAAGCGGCAAUGGGAAGCAUAUGUAUCAGGGGCAACCAAUAUGUUCGACCCGUAUGCGCACCAAAACAUCGUGGUUCUUUACAGUCUUGUAUGCACCACCACGUCUAUUCCUUGUUCCGGGCCAGACAGUUUUGCUCUGGAAUUUUAUAACGAGCAUGGAGAUGACACCAUCUAUGAGCCGGAUUGCACGAUUGGGCAGUAUGUCGAAGAUCUCUGUCAUACAGCUAAUGCCGUCUGCACUGCCAAUGGGUGUGAAAAGCGCAUGUUUGAGCAUCAUCGCCAAUAUGUGCACGGUGAUGCACAGAUCAGUGUACUUGUUCAGCCAUACCAGUCCAAACUCCGAGGAAUGCAGGACAGCAUACUCAUGUGGAGUUGUUGCAAGAUUUGUGGGAACGAAACUCAGGUGACACCAAUGUCCGAAAAUACAUGGAAAUACUCAUUCGGAAAAUACUUGGAAGUAUCAUUCUGGGGCAGAAACCUACAUGCCCGUGCUGGGGUUUGCCCUCAUGACUUGCAACGAGAUCAUUUACGCUACUUUGGUUUCAAAGAUCUUGCCCUUCGUAUUCAAUAUGAUACUGUCCACUUACUGGAGGUUAUUGUGCCCCGGCCACGUGUCACAUGGAAAGUAGACAACGACUUGAAGUUGAGAAAUGAGGUCUACUUGAAAACGGAACGACGUCUAAGCAAAUUUAUGCUUUCCGUGCAUGCACGCCUGAAUGGAAUCAAUAGUGAAAGUGUUGUUCCUGAGUUAUUCGAAGCAUGCCAAACAGAAAUUGAACGCCUAGUUAAGAAGGCGAAUGAGGAUCAAGCUGCCUUGAUUAAACUACUUCAAGCGAAAUAUAGCGGCUCUCGCUACUGGGAAAUCAUACCCCUCAAUGAAGUUCUUCGUUCAGUUCAAGAAAAGGUCGUCGAGUGGGACACUACCUUUACUGAUUUUGAGCGGGCAUAUUUCCCUUCCGAGAAAGAUAUCAAAAGGCUCGCAACUUUACAGCUCAAGAAAAUUUUUCUAGACAAAGACGUCGCGUCUGUGGCUCCAGACGAUCCGUCGCAUGCCCCAACUGAAAUGGAAGACGAGACCACUCAUGAAAACGAAAAACCAAGGCUAUUGCGUCGUAUGACGCUUUCCCCCGAGAAAGCUCAAAAUGUUCUGGUCUCCGUAGUUGAGGAACACGCAGGCAAGAAGCACCGAGAAACAGAAGAAGAGUCCGAGUUUCCUCCGCUACCUCCAUCUACGGAUGAAACAGGCAGCUCAGUCGACAAUACGGAUGCAAAGAGACCAGCCUCGCAGGAGGAAGCUGUUUCGGAACAGGAAGUUCGACAUUUAGAUUUGGCUAUUCCUUCUCCAGAGAAUUCAUCGCCUGGUCCGAAGCCACCCUUUGAGAAUUCAUUUACCAAUGCCGAAAUCCCAGGCGUUCCUUUUGAAGCCACCAGUGGCCAAAGCCUCCCAGAUUCUUCUUCACCGCCACUGUCACCGAAAUCACAUGCGCCAUUACAAGAUAACAGUAAAUCGAAGGAGGAGGCCAUACCUCGAUCACCAAGCACACCACCCAAUCGGCCAUCCGCCAUUCCGAGGUUAGCCGAAGGUGCAGUCAGAAGAUCUGGAAAAGCUCGUUCUCCGCCUUUGAUACGUGCCCAGUCUCAACCAGCACACCUUCUCAGAGAAAAACAAAGUACUGGACCUUUUGCCGGAGGGGCUAAGACCUCAUUCAACCCAAGUGAAUCAUUUGAUAGUCGUGGCAACUCCACCAAGACGGCCGAGAAGAAGUUCACCGAGAGACUCGGUUUUACUGCUUUGAAAAAUGGCCGUUUCAGCCCUGGACAUUCUCUCAUACCGCGCUCUACACCGAAGGGACGGAAUAGCACUCAAGUUUCGAGUCUUGCUAGACACUUUGAACAAUUGAGUCGUGAGUUUGAAAAAGAACGACAGCGGGAAAGGCGACAGCGAGCUGCUCGAGGUACACAGUCGCGAGCGUUCCCAUUGGCUUCCUCAAAGCCCAUUGUGGAGGUUUACAGGAAUGUUCGAGAAGCUGUGGAAGAACGUGAGCCUCCUGCUGAUGGAGAGGACCUUCUACUAUCAGUACCCCAGCAUACGCCGGAGGAGUCAAGUCGUAUCAGCGAGGGGUUUGCGGAGCAGAUUAGGCCUGAAGAAUCACCCACAAAACCUGUUUCGUCAGAAACCCCGCCAGAGUCGUUUGAGUCAGGGGGUAUUAUCCGCUCAGACUCUCAGAUCAUGUCCGAGGCUGAACUGGAUGAGAGCCCUAGCGAUGAUGAGCGCAAUACCGGUGAAGAUCUUCACCCUGUGGACUCUCAAGAGGAGACAAAGCUACCGGAGGAUGAUUCCAUGGAUUACAAGGACUUGGCCAAGCAUGAACGCACAACACUGUUGAAGAUGUUGACUAACUUUUGGUCUGAACGCUCGGCCAGCGGAUGGGCUGCUCUUGAUUACCCUCUCACUGUCAUGGACCAUGUAUUUGCGGAUUGUGACAUCAUUGUACGCGAGGAUGAGCCUAGCUCUCUUGUUGCAUUUGCACUAGAUUCUUCUGACUAUAAGGAGAAGUUGGCGAGCAUCCAGAAACGUUACGAUGAAAUGGAUGAAAAGGACGCAGGGCCUGGACAAGAGCUUGAAGUUGCCAAUGAGGCCCGAGUCGAGCGCGCUCUUUUGCGGCCUACUGGUACACAUUUGAAAUAUCAGUUCCAAGAAGGCCAAGCGAAAAUGCUUUGCAAAGUAUUCUACGCAGAACAGUUUGAUGCCCUGCGCAAAAAGUGCGGCGUGGCUGAUCGAAUUGUUGAAUCAUUAUCUCGCUGUGCCAAGUGGGAUUCCAAAGGUGGCAAAACCAAGUCCCUGUUCCUCAAGACGCUGGAUGAUCGAUUCAUUUUGAAGUCUUUAUCUCCUGUUGAGACCCAGGCCUUCCUGAAGUUUGCCCCGGCCUACUUUCAAAUCAUGUCCGAGGCUCUGUUUCACGAGCUUCCCUCCGCCAUUGCCAAGAUGUUUGGGUUCUACCAAGUCAUCAUCAAGAACCCUGCCACUGGGAUGGAGUUCAACUGGUUUUUGCUCUUAAUGGAGAACUUGUUCUAUGAUCGGAAGCCAAACCGGAUCUUCGAUCUUAAAGGCUCGAUGCGCAACCGCAAAGUAGAGAGCACCGGCGAACGCGAUGAGGUCUUGCUAGACGAGAAUAUGGUGGAUUUCAUUUACGAGACUCCUUUGUUCUCUCGCGAACAUUCUAAGAAGCUGCUCAGCCAGAGCGUAUGGAACGAUACCCUUUUCCUCGGGCGCCAAAACGUCAUGGACUAUUCGCUCAUGAUUGCGAUUGAUGACAAGCGAAGCGAGCUCGUGGUUGGAAUUAUCGACUGCAUUCGCACGUACACUUGGGACAAGAAACUCGAGUCGUGGAUUAAAGAUCGCGGAUUUGCUGGAGGUAAUCGCAACCGGCCAACCGUCACGAGUCCGAAGGAGUACAAGAGUCGCUUCCGAGAGGCAAUGGCAAGAUAUGUCCUACAAGCCCCAAGUUUCCCUAGUUGUUGGCAUCAAUUCCAAGCUAGUGCAAUGUAUCGAUACCCCCAAGGAGAGGUCUCUAAUGUGACAGAGCUAGACAUGGAUGGAAAUGCAGAAUCCAGCAUCUAG
Penicillium angulare is the source of this 7521-nucleotide messenger RNA. Its product is annotated as 1-phosphatidylinositol-3-phosphate 5-kinase FAB1. Gene Ontology annotation, biological process: phosphatidylinositol phosphate biosynthetic process. Gene Ontology annotation, cellular component: fungal-type vacuole membrane; endosome membrane. NCBI's taxonomy places the organism in Eukaryota, Fungi, Ascomycota, Eurotiomycetes, Eurotiales, Aspergillaceae. The coding region runs from base 1 to 7521 and encodes 2506 amino acids. The transcript has 2 exons. The record is from RefSeq and is a predicted model, not a curated record. Gene Ontology annotation, molecular function: ATP binding; metal ion binding; 1-phosphatidylinositol-3-phosphate 5-kinase activity.